AUCCAGUAACAGAAUUCAUUCCCCGUCUGUUCCCUGUUCUUCUUCCUUCUUGCUCUUCUUCUUCGUCUUCCUGGAAUUCUUCUCUUGGAUUCUCCCGUUUACCCCCUUUUUUGUGUUAUCGCGGGCAAGUACGUGACAAUUGGUAUCAGUUUGGUCGAUCCUCGGCACGCCGCCGCCGCUUUGCCUUAUUCCUGACCCAAUCCGCCUCACCGGCGUGAGAGGUCCGCUCGCUCUGUUCUUCCCGAACUCCGGCGACCACGCCCCGCCCACCGACUCCCAGUUGGCGGCGGCCACCGCAUAUCGAUGGUUAGCCCCUUCCGGCGCCGUCGACCACCCCUCACCAAGCCACUUAGGUUGUAGUAGUGGAACGAGUGCGUUCUGACCAUUCACGCAUCCUCCUCGAUCUGGCGCCACGCAAACCUACCAAGUUUGAAGCGCAGAUGGCUUCCGCCAUGGAUGAUGUCACGAAGAAGCUAGAUGGUGUUGAGUUGAUGGUGACUCAGUUGAUGGACAAGCUGACCGGCUUGGAGACCUGGAAGUCGACGACCGAUGCGGCCAUGGAGAGCCUGCUCUCUCAGGCAGAGAGCGUCGUCUCACGUCUUUAGCGCCUGGAGACCGCUCCCCUGCAACCCACUUUGCCGCGCGUCCUUCUACGGCUCCUCCUCACCCGCAGCCUCCCUGGCUGCCUCAACUGGAUCUCAACCUGGCUCCACGACAGGAGGCGCGCCAAUCUGCGCCGACCUGGGAGCGGCCCAAUGGGCACCGCGCCGCCACAAAUCACCAGGAUGGAGGCGGUGGGAUCCUUGGAUCUCAGCCGCCAUACCCGGUCACGUGUAUGAUCCCUGACCCCGCCCCCUCGCAAUUCAUGAACUCGGAGUCUUCUCGCUAUUUCAGUCCACGUCCUCCCCCUCUUCCGAAACUUGAAUUUCCCAAAUUCGAUGGUGACAAUCCUAGACUCUGGUGUGACCGCUGUGAAAUGUUUUUCGAGGUGUACUCUAUCGCGGAUCAACUGAAGACAAGAUUCGCGGCGCUGAAUUUCAAUGGCGCAGCAGCGUCGUGGUUGCAGACUGCCGAGCGCCGAGGCCGCGAACUCAAUUGGGACAAAUUAUUUCAAGUGGUGUUCGACAGGUUCGAUCAUGAUCAGUACCAGUUACAGUUGCGGCAGUUGGAUAAUCUGCGCCAGACCAGUUCAGUCUCGGAGUAUCUUGAGAAGUUUGAGCAACUAUCGCACGGUAUUCUCUUGUACAAUGAUUCUUAUGAUGAUACAUAUUUUGUUGUACAAUUCUUGGGCGGCCUGAAGGAGGACAUCAGAGCUGCAAUAGCUCUUCAUCAACCCAAGGAUGUCCAAUCUGCCAGCACUUUGGCCUUGCUUCUGGAAGAGGAAAUAGAGAAUGCUUGGAAGAAAGGAUUUGUUCGCUCCGAUCACAAAGAGAUUUCCAAGCACUCCACCAAAUCUAGUUAUUCUGAUAAAGUCAAGCUUCCUGCUAAGAAAGAGGAUUCUGACAAGGAAGGCAAAUCUGACAGAGAUGACAAGCUCUCAGCCUUGGUAGCUCACCGAAGAAAGUUGGGUUUAUGUUUCAAAUGUGGUGAGAAGUGGUCCCAUACUCAUAAGUGUCCCCAACACAUUCCUCUGCAUGUUUUAGAGGAAAUUUUGGAUGCCAUUGAACUAGCUGAGGACAGUUCUAAUGAUGAUUCUGACCCCUCUCUGGAUUCUGAAACUCCUGUCAUGGCAAUCUCAUCUACACCUGAACCCCGACAGGCUUCCAGGAAAACCAUGAAGUUGUUGGGUACCAUUGGUAAACAACAAGUGCUUAUUUUAGUAGACUCUGGAAGUAUUGGUACAUUUGUCAGUCAUGCUCUUGUGCACAAACUGAAGCUGAACUCUGAACCUUGUGCCGAAUCACAUUACAAGUCGGCUAGUGGGGGCAAUAUGGUCUGCAAUCAAAUGGUUAAGCAGCUUCCUUGGUUAGUACAAGGCCACACUUUUCUGUCAGAUGCCAAGGUACUAAAUCUUCAGUGUUAUGACAUGAUUCUCGGAGAAGACUGGCUAGAAUCUUGCAGUCCCAUGUGGGUGCAUUGGGGUAAAAAGUUGAUGAGAUUCACUCACAAGAGCAAAAGGAUUUCCCUAAAAGGAGUCACUGAUGACACAUCUAGAUGUUCAGCUGUCUCCUCAACCACGCUCCAAGGUUUGCUCAAACAUGGGGCUAUUUCAUACUGUCUCCAGUUAGUGCAUACUGAUGCUCAAUCUGAACCAGUUCGAGAUGCUACUGUCUGUUUAGUUACUGAGUCAGCCGAGUUGGACAUACAUCCAUCCAUCCAGCAAGUUAUUGAUGAUAACAUAGAUUUGUUUGUUGAGCCUACUACUUUACCACAAAGAAGGGAAGCUGACAAUCAGAUCCCUCUUCUGCCUGGUGCCCAACCAGUUUCUGUCAGGCCUUACAGGUAUUCUCCUGCUCAGAAGACAGAAAUUGAAAAUCAAGUGAAGCAAAUGUUGCAGAAUGGCAUUAUCAGAAUCAGUUCUAGCCCCUUUGCUUCCCUAGUUCUUUUGGUCAAGAAAAAAGAUGGUACUUGGCAUUUUUGUGUGGAUUAUAGACAUUUGAAUGCUAUAACUGUCAAGAACAAACAUCCCUUACCUAUUGUUGAUGAGUUGCUUGAUGAGCUGGCUGGUUCAGUAUGGUUCACCAAAUUAGAUUUUCGUUCAGGGUAUCGUCAGAUUUGCAUUGCCACUGGAGAUGAGCCCAAGACAGCUUUCAAAACACACAAUGGUCUAUAUGAGUUCUUGGUUAUGCCUUUUGGGUUGACAAAUGCACCAGCUUCUUUUCAGAGCCUGAUGAACACAAUUUUUGCUUCUUUGAUGAGAAAAUGUGUUUUGGUGUUUAUGGAUGAUAUACUGGUAUACAACAGAACUCUUGAGCAGCAUGUUCAGCAUCUGACACAAGUUUUCCAGAUUAUCAGAGACCACAAGUUUCUUAUUAAGAAGUCUAAAUGUGCUUUUGCUCAGCAGAAGAUUGAAUAUUUGGGUCAUAUCAUAUCUAGUCAAGGUGUCUCCACUGAACCUUCAAAGAUUGUAGCAGUCCAACAGUGGCCAACUCCAGUUUCCCUCAAAGAGUUGAGAGGGUUUUUGGGCCUGACAGGAUACUACAGGAAGUUUAUCAAAAACUAUGGUAUGAUUAGCAAGCCACUCAUAUUACUUCUUAAAAAAGGAACACCAUUUGUGUGGACACCUAACACUGAGCAGGCAUUCCAACUAUUGAAGCAAGCUCUCAUUCAGGCACCUGUUUUGGCUUUGCCUGAUUUCAGUAAGCAAUUUGUCCUCGAAACUGAUGCAAGUGAUGCUGGAUUUGGUGCAGUACUGAUGCAGGAAGGGCACCCAAUAGCUUAUCUGAGUAAACCUUUGAGUGGGCCCAACCAAGGUCUGUCUACCUAUGAAAAAGAAUGCAUGGCAAUAUUAUGGGCAGUUGAUAAAUGGAGAUGCUAUUUAUAGCACAGGCAAUUUGUCAUUAACACAUAUCAUAAGAGCCUGUUAUUUUUGACUGAGCAAAAGGCCACCACAAAGUUACAGCAAAAAACUGUAUUAAAACUGAUGGACCUUUCCUUCACUAUCACCUACAAACAAGGAAUCACAAAUGCUGCUGCUGAUGCACUAUCUAGGUGUCCUAAUCCUGACACACUCUGUGCUAUUUCUGAAACUACCGCCAUUUGGCUGGACAAGUUGACUGCUGGUUAUCCUGAGGACCCCCAGGCUAGUCAGUUACUACAAGACUUGGUUUUGUCCAAUGGAACAUUGAACAACUACUCUCUGCAUAAUGGAGUAAUCAAAUACAAAGGCAGAGUUUGGGUUGGAAACAAUGCUUUGGCUCAACAGCAUAUCAUGCAGGCUAUGCAUAGCAGUGGUAUAGGUGGCCACUCUGGUAUUCAGGCUACCUACUCUAGAAUCAAACAACUCUUUGCCUGGCCCAAGAUGAAAAUGUGCAUCCAGAAUUAUGUUAAGGCUUGCCAAGUCUGCCAGAAAGCUAAGGUUGAGCAUGUCAGGACACCAGGUCUCCUAGAACCACUUCCUGUGCCCACACAACUUUGGACAGUGAUCAGUUUGGAUUUCAUUGAGGGUAUUCCUCAGUCCACCAGGUACAAUACUAUUUUGGUUGUGAUAGAUAAGUUCACCAAAUAUGGUCAUUUUCUUCCACUGGCACACCCUUUUACUGCUCUUCAAGUGGCUUAACUCUAUCUAGCCAAUGUGUAUAAGCUACAUGGGUUGCCAACAACGAUCAUCUCUGAUCGGGAUAGGAUUUUCACCAGCACAGUGUGGCAAGAAUUAUUCAAGUUGAUAGAUACUCAAUUGGCUAUGAGUUCUUCCUACCACCCCCAAACAAACGGCCAAACUGAGAGACUGAAUCAAUGCUUAGAAACCUUCUUAAGAUGCACAGUCAACUCAUGUCCCAAACAAUGGAGUUAGUGGUUGCCAUUAGCUGAGUUUUGGUAUAACACAUCCCACCACUCAGCCUUGGGUCAAUCUCCUUUUGAGGUAUUUUAUGGCCACCCUCCUCGGCACUUUGGCAUUACCAAUCUUCAGUUAUGUUGAUUCGUGCUCAACAGCGUAUGAAACAUCAGGCGGAUAAGCACCGUUCAGAGCAUUCCUUUUCUAUGGGUGAUCAAGUUUAUCUCAAGCUGCAACCUUAUGUUCAGACAUCGGUGGCCAACAGAACCAAUCAGAAGCUAUCAUUUCGCUUCUUCGGUCCAUAUACAGUGCUUCAACGCAUUGGCAAUGCAGCUUACAAACUCGACUUGCCUGCUGAUGCUAAGAUUCAUCCUGUGGUGCAUGUGUCACAACUUAAGCAUCAUAUUCCUCCAGCUGCUGAGGUAAACCCAGACUUGACAUCUAUUUCCACUGAUCCAUUGGAGCUGUUGACGCCAGAGAAGGUGCUAGAUGUUCGGCUGGUGAAGAAGGGGGCUUCUACAAUCAAACAACUCCUGGUCAAAUGGUCAUUCUUGCCACAAGAGCUCGCCACUUGGGAAGAAGAAACGGAUCUCCAUCGUCGCUUUCCAAGUUCAUCAGCUUGAGGGCAAGCUGGAUUUUAACCCGGGGGGAAUGUCAUGACCCGUGAGCGGGAGGAGUUUGAAAUCGCCGUAUUGGGCCGGCACUCUUGUAUCUGGGCUUGGCCCGUUAUCUUGUAACCGCCGUUGGGCGCUAUAAGUCGGAGAACCGACAGGAAACGGAACACGAUUAUCCAGUAACAGAAUUCAUUCUCCGUCUGUUCCCCGGUUCUUCUUCCUUCUUACUCUUCUUCUUGGUCUUCCUGGAAUUCUUCUCUUGGAUUCUCCCGUAUACCCCCUUUCUCUGUGUUAUCGCGGGCAAGUACGUGACAUGCCGCCGGCCGCUAGGACGCUGCGCCAGCGCCGCACGCCCGCGGAGCGCGCGCACUGCGCAGGGCCGCACGCCCAGCAGGUGUGCCCGCACGAAAGCUGCGCGCAGGUGUUGUGCCGCCUGCAGGCCGCCGCUAGCAGGGGCCUCCCACCGGCCACCUAGGCUCCCCAGCCGCUGCUGCUGGCCUCGUGGGAGGUGCCGCUGGCAUAAAAGAUGUUCAAUUUGCACGGAGUUAGAAGGCCCUGGCGACCUAGCCUUCUCCCUAGCGACCUAGCCUUCGACUGUGGCCACCCGGCCGCCGGCUCCGGUGAGUCGGCGGCCCUCUCCCAUGCCUCCUCAUGUCAAGCUCGCUCCUUCAGUUCGUCUUGCGCUGCGCCAGUGCAAGGCCAAGGAUGGAGGUGCAACUUCCAACCCGGCAAAAGAUUGUUACUUGCUCCAGCGCGCGAAAGAGGAGAUUGAGCUUCUCUCCUGCGCUAACCUUAGGGCUUGCAUGGGGAAAUUUUGGGCAUCAAAUUCAGACUCUGAGUGUGAAGAUCUUGAAGAUGCUGAGGUGCUAGCUUCGGGCCGUCGUGAGUCUGCAGCGGCUGGUGUUUCUUCUUCGGGGCAUUCCAACGUUCAACAGGAGGCUUCAAUUCCGACGGUGACGCCUUCCUCCCAGCAAUCCAGGUCGGGUUCUCAGUCGGCGGCGCUUCAUCCGGCGGUGCCGCCGUGGAAGAAGGUGUGGAAAGGCCCUCUGCCGCCUAUGUGGAUCUCGCCGGCGAAGACAUUGGGCGACGUCAUCCAUCCGGCAUUGGCGGCGGCUGGCGGCAGGAGGGGGCAAGGACUAGCAGCGAUCCGCUAUUCCCGUCGGUCCCAAUUUCAAAUUCACCGUCCCUCUCCAAGUGAAACACCACUUCGGGUUCGGAGGCUAACCGGACUGGGCCUAGACUUCUCUUCGGGUUUGGGCUGAGGAAAGAGCCUGCGAUCGUUCGGCCUACACGUUCCUUGGUCAGACCGCUUCUCGUUCCCGAUACGCAUCUGCGGAAGACCUACGCCGCCUUCGUCAUGGUCGGCGGGGAGGGUGCUCAUGGCCGUCAUGCGCGAGGGAGAUUUGGUGCCCAUGGACGCAAUCCGUAGGGACGCGGCACUCCAGGCCGCGGUCAAGCCCCUCCGCCUGCAGGGGGUGUGGGCGCGGGACACCCGGCCGGGGGAGGCGCUGGUGGCAACCAGACCAUGCCCAGUGGAGGUCCAGGCGGUUCCCAAGGCAACAGAGGUGGCAGGCAUGGGGCGCCCCAACCUGCGACGAUCCAUACUGGCAACCCUAAUCCGCAUCGUGGUGGGGGACGUGGCCAGGGGGGUCGGGGUAGGCGUCGAGGUGCUUCGGUUGUCGACGAAGACCAGGCAAGUGGUGCUGCGUUGGUUGAUCCCGCCGGUGAUGCUGCUGAGCCGGCGGAUCGUACACAGCAGGCCAAGCAGAAGCGGAAGCGCAAGGAAGAGGCAAAUUUCAAGCUGGAUUGCACGAUUUGCGCGGAGGACCACUACACUAGCAAGUGCCCGCAGCUCAAAGGGCCUAAGCCAUCCGUUUCAUAUUGCGGAGCCACUUCCGAUGGGCUAGGUUUCUUCUGUAUUCAGGCGGCUCGACCUUUUCAUACUGUUCCUAUGGCAAGUGCAAAUGUUUUCGCUCUGAUCACUGUGGAGGAGGGUGCAGUCUCGGCUGAGUUGCUUAAGUCCGAGUUGGCAAGGGUUAUUCCGGUUCGCUGGGAUUGGGCAGUGCAGGAGCAUGGUGUUAAGGCUUUCUUAGUGCCCUUUCCUUCUAAGGUUGAGCUGGAUCGUAUGGUUGCGAUUCGCACCUUCAUUACCAAGAACAAGGAGGGAGUUCUCAUCUUCGAGGAAUUCGAUUCAGAGGUCGAGCCCAUCAAGGUACUGGACCAAGUUUGGCUUUCUGUGACGAAUGUUCCUACUCCGCUCCGUGCUUUUUUACCCCUUUGGGCUGUGGGGUCAGUGGUCGAUGCCACUCAGAAGGUGGAUAUGAAUCACCUUCGUCUUACUGGAGAGGUUCGUAUUCUGGUGGCUGUUUUCGACGUCAAAGAGAUUCCAAAAAUGGCGGAUAUCAGCAUCAAUAGAAGCAUCUAUCGAGUCUACUUCAAUGUUGAGGAAGUGGUAGAUGAUGAUCCUUUUAACCCAGAGGAUGAUGACUUACUGGGUGAUGAUGCUGACACCGGAAUGAAAUGAUGGUUCGCAAGGCGGUUUGGAUGGUAAUGGUGAUCAACACAUGUCAGAUGCCCCUCAGGAUGCAGCUCCAUAGCCUGAGGCACCUAAUGAUCAACAAACUGGUAAAAAGACCACAUGUUUUUCUCAGCAAGAAGCCGCCCUAAUUGAUGAGGUCCUUGACAAAGCUUGUGAGAGUUUACUGGAGGAAAUCAGUGUUAAGGUCAUGGUGGAGGCAAAUGGCGAGGAUAGACCCUAUUCCCCGCCAACUGAGGAGGAGUCUGUGAGGUUCCAGGCUUUGUUGGAAUCUUCUCAGCAGCUGCAUACAAGGCCCCAGGAGAGAGGUGUUGAUACUAUUGUACACUCUAGUGAUGGGAGUCUUCCCGUCGCUGCUUCUAGCUUUGUGGUGCAGGUACCUUGCGAGGUGGAGGGUUCCUUGGUUGCUGUCCUGUUGCGUGCGGACGGCGACUAGGACCUUUCUAUUGGAGACACUGCGGCAGGGGCGGUCCCCCCACUCUCGGCGGGAGAGGGAGUGCCGCUUACCACCCCUUCGCCCGCGGGUGGGAGCCAUGGGCCCCCAGUCCACUCUUCAGCGCCGGGUGGGGGCCACGAGCUCACCGCCUCUUCGACCACGCGGAUGGGCUAGGCGACCCCCGCCUCUUCUUCGUUCGCGAGUGGGGGUCAGACGCCUGACGUCAUCCCCACUUUAGCUCCUGCUGCAGCUGAUCCGAUCAAGACCACCAAAAUCCGAAGGAGCGUCAGGAAUAAGGACAAGGCGGAUGAACACACCCUACACAAAACUUCACGAGUGGCUGCAAAAGAGAACCUUGAACCAGGUCAUCUUCAGGGGAACAUAUUGAUUUCGUUUCUGGGCUCAGCUACAGCAUGAGGAGCACGCCAAGGACAUUUUCUCCAGCUUGAGCAGACUUCUUGAGACAGUUGCUCUUGAUUUAGUAAAAGGAGGGUGGAAGCAUGUCUAUCGCUUCUAAUAGUUCUGUAUCUUUUUAGAGACUAGUGUGCCCUUUUUAGUUUUUUGCAAACUUUGUUUCUUUGGCUGUGUAUGUCUUGUCAUAGAGGCCGGAUUGGUUAUUCUUUAUUUAAAAUACAUUUGAAAGUUUAAGGCAGGUAGCUAUUGCUAGGAUUGCACAUUUUGUUUUUUUUAAUCUUAGAAUUGCACACGGGAUGGAAGGAGUACUAUUUUUUUACUAUUUUAUUACACGGGCCUUUUAGAUUAGACUUCCGGGUUUAUUUUUUUCUAAAGUUUUUUUUAGUUUUAUUAUAGCUAAAAUUAAAAGAAAAAGGCUACACAGGCGGACUGCGCCCUUCCAGCACCUCCAACUAUUUAAAUAAUCACAAAGAUAUACAGGUUAACAUCAAGUUUACAAAAAAAAUAUACAGGUUAAAAAAGCUCAUGAGGAAAACACCUCCUUUAUAUAAGAGCAAAAUUGUCUUUUCCUAACUCUAUUAGUCUCCGUUAAAGCUUAUUUCGUCCAGAAAAGUAUAGGG
Panicum virgatum (switchgrass) is the source of this 9055-nucleotide messenger RNA. RefSeq lists its product as uncharacterized. The coding region runs from base 6575 to 7573 and encodes 332 amino acids. Lineage: Eukaryota; Viridiplantae; Streptophyta; Magnoliopsida; Poales; Poaceae. The transcript is spliced from 2 exons. The record is from RefSeq and is a predicted model, not a curated record.